This is a messenger RNA of Drosophila melanogaster (fruit fly), 2195 nucleotides long. RefSeq names its product nervana 1 (gene nrv1). Gene Ontology annotation, biological process: sodium ion transport; potassium ion transport; monoatomic cation transport. The transcript has 4 exons. The record is from RefSeq and is marked reviewed. The coding region runs from base 448 to 1377 and encodes 309 amino acids. Gene Ontology annotation, molecular function: ATPase activator activity. Gene Ontology annotation, cellular component: sodium:potassium-exchanging ATPase complex; plasma membrane. NCBI's taxonomy places the organism in Eukaryota, Metazoa, Arthropoda, Insecta, Diptera, Drosophilidae.
CGGUUAGUUGGUGAUCUUUCGCCGAGAGCGCAACACGCAGCACGCAUCGCCAUUCGCAGUCGCAGGAAGCAGGGAAACCAAGAGUUGGCAACAACUUCUCGUGGCUCCCAGCCCGUUUGUUUGUGCUUCUGAUUCGGCUUAUUUCGCCCAAAAUCGGUUCUAACUUAUUUUCCUAACUCUAAGACCAGUCGAGCAGUCGAGGCGCAAAUAAUUGCAUAAUUACACGUUUUUCAAAAAUAUUCAAGAGUACUGCGAGUGCGAAAAUAAAUGAGAAUUCAGUUUCGAGUCUGCUGAAUCAUCGCAUAUACACAGCACAACGUAUACAUAAAUCAGUUUUCGUAGCCUUCGCGCCGUCCACGUCAUCAACGAAAAGUAUAAACCAAAUUUUCGAAUCGAAUCGAAUACUGAAAAGCUAACCGUAAACAAGUGCGAAAGAACAGCGCCGCAAUGUCAAAGAAUAACGGAAAGGGCGCCAAAGGCGAAUUCGAAUUCCCGCAGCCAGCGAAGAAGCAAACCUUCUCGGAAAUGAUCUACAAUCCCCAGGAAGGCACCUUCUUCGGACGCACCGGAAAAAGUUGGAGUCAGCUACUGCUGUUCUACACAAUCUUCUACAUCGUUCUGGCCGCCCUCUUCACCAUUUGCAUGCAGGGUCUUCUGUCCACCAUCAGCGAUACGGAACCCAAGUGGAAGCUGCAAGACUCGCUGAUAGGCACCAAUCCCGGCCUGGGAUUCCGUCCAUUGAGUGAGCAGACCGAGCGAGGAUCGGUGAUCGCCUUCGAUGGCAAGAAACCGGCCGAGAGCGAUUACUGGAUCGAGCUGAUUGAUGACUUCCUCCGGGACUACAACCACACCGAGGGACGGGAUAUGAAGCACUGCGGCUUCGGUCAGGUCCUCGAACCCACGGAUGUGUGUGUGGUGAACACGGAUCUGUUUGGCGGCUGUUCCAAGGCCAAUAACUAUGGCUACAAGACGAACCAGCCCUGCAUAUUCUUGAAGCUGAAUAAGAUCUUUGGCUGGAUUCCGGAAGUGUACGAUAAGGAGGAGAAGGAUAUGCCUGAUGAUCUGAAAAAGGUGAUCAAUGAGACGAAAACGGAGGAGCGGCAGCAAGUCUGGGUGAGCUGCAACGGUCACUUGGGCAAGGACAAGGAGAACUUCCAGAACAUCCGCUACUUCCCCAGCCAAGGGUUCCCAAGCUACUACUACCCGUUCCUGAACCAGCCGGGUUACCUGAGUCCGCUGGUGGCCGUGCAGUUCAACUCCCCGCCCAAGGGUCAAAUGCUGGACGUGGAGUGCCGUGCCUGGGCCAAGAAUAUUCAGUACAGUGGCAGUGUCCGCGAUCGCAAGGGCUCCGUGACCUUCCAGAUCCUCCUGGACUAAGUGCGGGGAAUGGGAAUCAUGUCGCCAACUUGUGAUCGCAGCAGCAAAUACUAGCCGUAUUCUGGGCGAGGAUAUGGCAAACCGCGUCGGAGACCAACUACCACCUACCUUACUGAAAGAGAUAUACACAUAUGCAGAUAUAGAUAUAUAUAUAUAUAUAUGGAAUGAGCUAGCGACCUUAGGUUUUCAAGUGUAUUGUAUAUAUUUAUACGAAGGAAUGAUCCGACCGAUCGUCAAUUGAACUCUGAACAUCUGGCCUAAUAGAGAAAUAGAAAGUCGAAAAUCUUGAAAUUAAAGUUCAAAUCGUACACACGCAAUUGUUGUUAUAGCUUUUAGCUUGUCUAUUGCUAUCAGUUAUUAUUAUUAAUAUUUAUCAUAUUAUUUCAUUAUGAAUUCUUGUAAUUACGAUCAUUAUUUUCUGUCAGUUGUAUUUAGUUUUAAUUUAUAAAUGUUGAAACAUGCCCGAAAAAUUCUUUGUUUCCCGCACAUCGCCUAGGCUUGUUCAAUUUGUACAAAGAAGCAACUAAAUAAAUUAUAAUUGUUAAAUGUAUGCAAAUCAUGGAGAACGAAACAUUUUGAUCUAAGCUGAAUGUCGAUUAUUUUUUUUUCAAACUGGAAAGUAUUCAAGAACCUCUAAGUAGUGCAAUUUUUAAAGCAACAACCACAGUAACUAAGAAAUUCCAGUCUUAUUUAUGCGACUAACAAAUCAAAAUUUUAAUUUAUUUUAAACAUAUUUCAUUCACACAAAAAAAUAAAAAGAAGUUAAGCGAAUAAUGUUUUUGCGUUGUAUCAUUUUAAUAAAGAACAGAGAAUAUAAG